AGUGAAGCGUUGCUGGGCGUCUCGUCGUUCUUUCUGCCUUUGGACGCCAUAGUGAACGUUUGCUUGGAGCGGACUGGGAAAGGAAGUGCAACGUUGGAAUCUUUGGCGUCAGGCUCGUGUGUUCUCGACGAGCGACUGAACAGCGACAAUGGCUGGAACCGAAACACCUAGCAUAAAGGCUGAGCCGGCAAAUGCACCUGCUGAAAACAGUAACGAGAAUCCGCGCGAACGGAAUCCACCGGGUGGCGGACCUCGAGGUCCUCGCGGCCGAAAAGGCGGCACACGUUUCUCAGGCGGUCGCGGUGGUGGAAUGGGCGGCGGCGGCGGUGGCGGCGGCGGAGGCGGAGGUGGCGGUGGAAGUGGCGGCGGAGGCAGAAAUAAUGAGGCGAUGAAAAUGAAUGACUCUAUGGAUGGAGGUAUGGAUAACCCAAUGUCUGAAGGCGGCGGUGGCGGUGGCGGCGGCGGCGGCGGCGGCAUGGGUAUGGGUAUGGGUAUGGGAAUGGGAAUGGGUAUGGGUAUGGGUCGCGGCGGAAUGCGUGGAGGUGGAAGAGGAGGUCGCGGCGGUGGAGAUAGAAAUAUGGGCGACAGAAAUAGAUCACAAGAUGAUCGACUGAUGGAACGUAUCAUGGCUAUCAGUGGGCCCACUCACGAGCUGCCGCCCCAGGAGGUAACAGAGAAGAAAUUUAGUGGCAGAAAUCGUUUGUACAUUGGGAAUUUGACAAAUGAUGUGACUGAAGAAGAGAUACAAACCAUGUUCCGCAAAUAUGGAGAAAUAUCUGAGUUGUUUGUGAACAAAGAGAAGAGUUUCGCUUUUCUCAGAAUGGAUUAUAGAAUAAAUGCUGAGAAGGCAAAGCACGAAUUAGAUGGUACGAUGCGCAAAGGUCGUGCGUUGAAGGUACGCUUUGCCCCUCAUUCGUCGACAAUCAAAGUGAAGAAUCUUACACCUUGGAUAUCUAACGAGCUCCUUGACAAAGCCUUUGGUGUAUUUGGUGAAAUCGAACGUGCAAUUGUUAUUGUUGAUGAUAGAGGCAAAAGCACUGGCGAAGGAAUAGUUGAAUAUUGUCGAAAGCCAUCUGCUCAAUUAGCUUUGAGGAAAUGUACAGAAGGUUGCUACUUCAUCACGGCCUCACUUCGACCAGUUGUUGUGGAACCAUUCGAGCAACAAGAUGAUGUGGACGGUUAUCCCGAUAAAAACCUACCACGCAAAAAUCCGGAAUUCUUUAAAGCCCGUGAUAUUGGUCCACGUUUUGCACAAUUGGGUAGCUUUGAGCAUGAAUAUGGUACAAGAUGGAAACAAUUACACGAAUUGUACAAGCAAAAGGAAGAAGCACUCAAACGAGAAAUGGCGAUGGAAGAAGAAAAACUGGAGGCCCAAAUGGAAUUUGCCAGAUACGAACACGAGACCGAACUUUUGAGGGAACAACUGCGUAUGCGUGAGGCGGAUCGCGAAAGACAAAAGAGGGAAUGGGAAAUGAAGGAGCGACAAGCCGAGGAGCAAAGAACUCGUGAAGAAGAAUUGAGACGCCGUCAGCAGGAAGAAAUGGCAAUACGUAUCAGGAGACAAGAAGAGGAGCUACAUAGACGUCAACAAGAAAAUAAUUUGUUUAUGCAGGAACAAGCAAUUCGUAGUACCGGUAGUAGCGGUCUCGGUAGCGGAAAAAAUUACGAUUCUGUUAGCAACAACGAUCGUGACGGAUAUGGCCAACCUGAUGGUGGAAGCAACAUGCCAGUGGAUCCAAAAUCCUUUAUGGAUGCGUACAACAAUAUGGACCGCGGUAAUCGUGGGGGUUAUAACGAUGAUCGUGGACAGAUAAUGGAUUUGAUGGACAUGAGGGUAGACAUGGGUAACAUGGGUGGUGGUGGUAGUCGUGGAGGUAGUGGUGGCAGCGGACGUUGGCAAGGAAAUGACCGUAAUCGCCCGGACGAUUAUCCUAACAAACGACGACGUUAUUAAAAGUGUAUUACAGGAAUCUUUCGUUAAUUCCUCGGCACGUAUUCUGCUCGUAUUGCGUCCUUUAUUUAGUCCUCGCGUUCAUCACAUCACUUGACUCUCUUGACUUAAAGAGGAAAAGGAGGAUUAAUGGAGAGAGGAUCGAGAUAUAUAUAUGAUUUACGAGAAGAAACAGCAUCGGACGUAGUCGAUAUACUUAUAUAUCGAGUUGUGUAAUUCGACUACGAAAACAAAACCGUAUGCAAAUUCGAUGUGAGCGCAAUAGGAUUCUGAUAUGCCCGAAUUCCUUGUUAUCCGGGUGACAUCUAUCAUGCGUUAUCGAUGGCAUAUUAAUUUAACACUCGAUUAUUGACACCAGUUAUAACAGUUUGUUUCAAAUCAAUUCUUUUUUCUUACUCGCUUAAUUAAUGCGAAGUAUCAUGAAUUAAAUAGUAACAUUUAACGUAUUCUAUAUUUCAUUAGACGCAAUCCGUCUUGCGGUUUCAUCUUUACUAAAAAUUUAUAGAAUCGUAUCGUAAAAUAAAUGUGAGAUUUAUGAAAUAUCACGUAGAGAUUCAAAGAAUCUUGCUUAAAGAAUGUACAUUGAAAAUAAUUUUAUAAUUUAGAAAAACGAUUUUUUUUUUAAUUUCUCUGCGUUUUUUUCUUUAUCGCAAUUACACCGAUUUGAAUCGUUUUUUCUAUAAACAUAGAUUUCAUUUAAUUACUUUCUCGCUGACCUAGACUACUUUUACCAUAUUAUUUUGUAUCUUAUCUACACAUUAUAAGGAAGAAUGCUAACAUAAAUAUGACUGAAAUGAACGUUAACGUUUGCAUGUUAAGAUUUGUACGAAUACAUUUGCUUAACGUUGACAAUUAGUAUCAUCAACGUUUUAGGUAUUCCGAGUAUGGUGAUUGAAUCAUGAGAAGGUAUAUAAAGUUUUGUUAUUUCUUAAAUAUUCACAAAGUAAUUAUUUUAGUUUAAGAUAUACACAACAUAUACAUAUAUAUACACACACACACACACAUACAUACACACACCUAAUACUAUCUAUAUCUGCAGUUAUAAUAUUUAAUACUUUGUGAGAAAUCUUAAUUAACAAAAACGUAAUGACAUCAAUAAAGAUAUAUACAUGUAUACAUACAUAUGAUUCAAGCUUAUAUUUUAGAUACUGAUAUGUUUGUAUAUAUAUAUGUAUAUAUAUGUACACAUAUAUAUCUAUAUAUAUAUACAUAUAUUUCUUUUUCUUCUAUAAAGUGCGAACAUAGCUGAUUAGACCUUGAAAUGCAAAUCACUUAUCGUGCGUAAUGUAAAACAUUUGAUGAUCAUCAUUCUGCUUUCAGUUCAACGGUUUUCUAUAUCUUCUACAUAGGAAAGGUUGGCCAUGUUAAAAUUAUAUACAGGAGAAAUUCUUAGCAAUUUUUUUUCGCAGAUCUACCAUCACAUAUAUUUGCAACAGUCAGUUCCAAAAAAUCCACAAGUGUUUAUGUAAUAUGUCCAACAAUCAGAAAAAGAUAUUAUACUUAAUAAUAAUUUUAUUAAUACGUAUAUAUGUUUCAUACAAGUAAAACGAUUCCUUGUGAAUUCGAAUAUAGGAAGGUCGAUUCUCACACACAAGUAACGUAUCAGAUAAAUGUUGUAAUUUUCUUUCAAUAUGUUAGUAAAACAAAAUACUGCUGCCAUAGUAAGUUAGCAGGUUCAAUACAUCAAGUACUUUAGCUUUAGUACUGCCAUUUGAGGAAAAUGACGACAUUAAACUAAUACAUUACUGAUAUAUAUGAAUUGGUGCUAAAGCGUGGUAUAUAAAAUGUAGAUGGAAGAAUGCUUUAUAUUAGCUAACGUUUUCUUCACAGGAAAUUUUCCGAUAAGAUAUAGGCUACCUGAUAUUAGGAUUACACAAAUCUUAUUAGGGAAAUCUUUAGAAUUAAAUUUAUAUAUUUAAUUAUUAUAGUUUUUUUUUUCACAUAUAUAUGUUCCAAGUGAAUAGUUUGUCAUGAGUAUGAAUAGCUCUAUUAUUUCAGAACUUAAAAAGAGUGAGAUAUUAUAAAAUGUUUAGGGUGUGGAUUAUAUCCUGAUUAUCUGGUCUUGUGCCAAGAAAAGAGAAUGCCCUUUUUUAUUCUUCAUAAAAUACUGCAAUUUCGUACAUUCCCCUGAUUAUUUGAGGAUAAUAGGGAAACUGCAUUUCUGUCUUGAAGAAUCUUCCGCCUUCCAGUACUUACAAUACCGACAUAAUAUUUAUUUAUAACUGAAUGUAAUUAAUCAAGAGUCUUUUAAUGGAGAAGAUACUGCAAUCACAAGAUAGGCUUACUUACUCGAAACUGCUAAUCUCAAUGAACUACCUGUUAACAAGAUCAAAUUAGCAGCUGGUUGAACGCAAACAGAAACUGUUGGAAAUGAUACAGUCUGAUGGCUUGAGAGGACAGACCUUACUUGAUGUCACCAUACGAAGUAAUUGCCUUAUACGUCUAAGGAAGACUAUAAAUAAAGAUGAAGAAAUAGCCGAAUUAAUAUAUCUUGGCUUUACCUUUUGAAGGAGGAUCACUAUACGACGCACAAGGAUAUCAAACUAACGGAAAACAUUUUGCAGUGGUCUGGAGCGAAGAGAACUUGUUGAAAUAUUCAUAAAUAUUGAAAAAUAUUUGAAAUAUGCAUAUAUAUAUAGUUUUCUUUUUUAUAUUUUAAAAAAUAUAUACAAGUCUCUUAUUAAUUA
Messenger RNA from Odontomachus brunneus, 4638 nucleotides. RefSeq names its product protein no-on-transient A-like. The coding region runs from base 149 to 1954 and encodes 601 amino acids. The transcript has 14 exons. Gene Ontology annotation, cellular component: nucleus. NCBI's taxonomy places the organism in Eukaryota, Metazoa, Arthropoda, Insecta, Hymenoptera, Formicidae. Gene Ontology annotation, biological process: regulation of DNA-templated transcription. Gene Ontology annotation, molecular function: RNA binding. The record is from RefSeq and is a predicted model, not a curated record.